Molecule: messenger RNA, 435 nt
Organism: Striga asiatica
Lineage: Eukaryota; Viridiplantae; Streptophyta; Magnoliopsida; Lamiales; Orobanchaceae
Source: the annotation of a GenBank genome assembly
AUGGGUUUCAAUAAUCUGUUGGUCGCUAAUGAUGAUUUAUUGGUCGAAAUAUUGUGGAGAAUAGUUGCAGAACCAAACACUUUGAUGAGCAUACUUCAGAGAGCAAAAAAUUUUUUGCCAAUUGAUGCUGAAGCCAUAAUCAGAAUCCCUCUUGAUCACUGCCAAUCAGAGGAUCAACUAUUCUGGCAUUUGGAAAACAAUGCUAACAGUAGCAGCAAACAGAAAUAUAUGAGGCAUCAAAUCAAGAACAACUUAAAGCACUUUAUAUGGAUGUGUGUAAACAAUGUGAUUUCGUCGACUGUUAAUUUACAAAAGAAGAGAAUUUUUGAAGAUGCAAGGUACUCUAUGUGUGGUGAGGUUUACGAAACAUUAGAACAGGGGGUGUUUUGUAAGAGGCUAAAAGAGCGUUUUCCAGUUAGGUUUCCAUUGUACUGA